Messenger RNA from Mercurialis annua (annual mercury), 1965 nucleotides. Its product is annotated as desmethyl-deoxy-podophyllotoxin synthase-like. The record is from RefSeq and is a predicted model, not a curated record. The transcript has 2 exons. Lineage: Eukaryota; Viridiplantae; Streptophyta; Magnoliopsida; Malpighiales; Euphorbiaceae. Bases 178 to 1758 code for a protein of 526 amino acids. Gene Ontology annotation, molecular function: iron ion binding; monooxygenase activity; heme binding.
ACAUUUUAUGUAGGAUGUCUUUAUUUGACCAGAAAAUUAUUAACCAAAGUGAUGGCUGAAGAUGAUGGCUAAAUUUCAUCUAAGAAACAAAAAAGAUGACUUAACUAAAAAAAAGUUAACAUCAGCAAAACAAAUUGGUGACACUCAACAGCAAAAAAAAGUAUAUAAUCAGAUGAAAUGCAAUCAGCAAUCUGCAAAAUACACAAAAGCAUAGCUAUAGCCAUGGUUAAUCCCCAGCAACUCUUCUCCUUCCCAAUGUUCAUUCCCUUGCUCCUCUUCAUCUUCAUGACAUGGAAGAUCCUCAAAAAAUACGCCUCAUCAUCUCCAAAACUACCACCCGGACCGUCCAAACUCCCGCUUAUCGGAAGCAUUCAUCACCUAAUUCACCCCGUACCUCACCACCGUCUCAGAGACCUCUCCGACAAACACGGUCCCAUCAUGCACCUGCAACUCGGCCAAGUCUCCACCGUUAUAAUCUCAUCCCCGGACAUCGCUAAACUGAUCAUGAAAACGCACGACGCCAACUUCGCGGACAGACCGUUUGUUCUUGCUGUAGAGAUAGUAACUUACAACUUCAAAGACAUAGGAGCUGCCCCGUACGGAGAGUACUGGAGAAACCUGCGAAAGCUUUGCACGACCGAGCUUUUAAGUAUGAAGCGGGUGCAAUCAUUCCGAUCAAUCAGGGAAGAAGAAGUAUCGAAAAUGGUUGAGUCUAUCGCUUUAAGUGUGGAUUCGCCUGUGAACUUUAGUAAGAUGGUGACUUACUUAACUUACGGGAUAAUUUCGCGGGCGGCUUUCGGGAAAGUGUGGGAAGGGGAAGAGAUAUUUGUGCCCGUAGUUCAGAAGCUGAUUGAAGCAGCGAGCGGGUUUAAUAUUGCUGAUAUUUACCCUUCUAUGAAGUUUCUUCAUGUGAUGAGUGGUAUAAAGGGCAGAGUAGAGAAGCUUCAUAAGAGAAUAGAUUUGAUAUUUGAUGAUAUUUUGAAUGAACACAAAGCUAAGAAAAUUGGUAAUAAGAUCGAAGGAGAAGAAGAAGAAGAUGUGCAAGAAGAUUUUGUUGAUGUUUUGUUGAAAUUCCAGGGACGAAAUGAUCUUCAGUUUGUUCUUAGUGAUGAGAGUAUCAAAGCAGUUAUUCUGGACAUGUUUAGUGCUGGCAGUGAGACAUCAUCUACAACAGUUGAAUGGGCAAUGGCAGAAAUGAUGAAGAAUCCAAAAGUAUUAAAAAAAGCACAAGAAGAAGUGAGACAAGUAUUAGGUCCAAAUGCAGGGGUUCAAGAACAAAACCUACAACAACUGCCCUAUUUAAAAAUGAUAAUCAAAGAAACUCUAAGAUUACACCCGCCUUUUCCGCUACUUCUUCCAAGAGAAUGCAGAGAGAAUUGUGUAAUUAACGGUUAUGACAUACCCUCGAAAUCAAAAUUGAUGGUGAACGUAUGGGCGAUAGGAAGAGAUCCCAACUACUGGAGCGAUCCUGAAAGCUUCAUUCCCGAAAGAUUUAUUGAUAACGGUAUUGAUUACAAGGGGCACAAUUUUGAGUUCUUGCCAUUCGGUGCUGGAAGAAGAAUGUGUCCUGGAAUAUCAUUCGGCAUAGCGGAUGUUGAGUUUCCGCUUGCAAUGUUGUUGUACCAUUUUGAUUGGAAGCUCCCAAAGGGUCUAAAACCCGAAGAUCUUGACAUGGCGGAAAGUUUUGGAGCUGGUGUGAGAAAGAAAGAUGAUCUCUACUUAAUUCCUACUCCUUAUUUUUCACAAUCCGAAGAUUAAAUUGGAGAAAUGUCUGAGUGUGAUUUAGUUGAUUUAUCAUUUAAUAAGUUUAUAGGCCAAUUCAUGUUAUUGAAUGACUUGUAUGGAUUCGUCAUUGUUGAAUGUGUAGUAUGGUAGGAAGCAUUAUUGUGGCCUCAAGCAGAAGGCUCACUCACAAAAGCAUCUUAUUUAGAUUAAUAUAUAAUUUCAUCUCUGAAUUUUAUAGAA